Messenger RNA from Cavia porcellus (domestic guinea pig), 2860 nucleotides. RefSeq names its product DNA polymerase epsilon 2, accessory subunit (gene Pole2). Gene Ontology annotation, molecular function: DNA binding. Lineage: Eukaryota; Metazoa; Chordata; Mammalia; Rodentia; Caviidae. The transcript has 19 exons. Gene Ontology annotation, biological process: DNA-templated DNA replication; error-prone translesion synthesis. Gene Ontology annotation, cellular component: epsilon DNA polymerase complex. The record is from RefSeq and is a predicted model, not a curated record. Bases 972 to 2753 code for a protein of 593 amino acids.
UUACACUUCAACAUGCAUUUUCUAAAAAUAGACUUUCAUCUACAUAGCCGAUCUAAGAAAAUAGGUUUCUUAAUCUGAUAUCCAACUCAUAGCCAAGAUUCCCAAAUUGCAUUCCAAAUAUCUGUCAUAUUUUUUUGAAACUAGAAUCCAAGUUAUUUUUUUAAAGUCUUUUUAAAGAUACGUGUUAGUUAUCUAUUGCUGUUUAGCACACUAGCCCAAAAAUCUAGUGGGUUAAAACAAUAAGAGAGGUUUAUUAUCUCAGGAAUUUGAGGACAGUUUGGCUGAGGAUUCAAUCUCUGAUCUCUUCUAAGGCUGCAGUCAAGAUAUUGGUGGGGGUUGUAGUCAGGCAGACUUCACUGGGCUAAAAGUUCUGCUUUCACCGAAAUUGCUCACGCACACUGGUAUAUGGAUGGUAAAUUGCUGGCUUUUGGCAGGAGGCUUCAAUCUCUUAACAUAUGGUGCUUUUCAUAGAGCUGCUUGAAGACAGAUGCUUCCCCAGGGCAUCGACACAAAACUGUAGAGCAGAGGCUGCCGUGUCUUCCAUGACUGAAGAGUCUGUGGGGCUACAGUCAGUCCUCUCUAAAGGUAGUGGGAGGGAGUGUACAAUCAGGAACGCCAAGAGCACCCUUUGGAUUGGUCCUUCUGUCUCUCACCAUCCGUGACGCUAACUCUGAAAAGAGGGCAAAUCAGCUGGCCUGUAGAUUGUUCCAUAUUCUGGAAGUGUCUGGAUGUUCCUUCCUGUUGUGAUUUGACUUGUUCCACUCUCCUCUGUACUUUCCUAACCCAGAAAUUCACCUAGGCUUGACCGCGUUGAAGUUAAGGUGCCUGAGAGAGCAAAGAAAGCCCUUUAACUGAAAAUCUAUGGGGAUCUGUGGUAGCUUCAUGUGUCCGUGGGGAAAACCUGGGUGACAACAAGGAAAGUCUCCAGGGCCUGCGUGGAGGGAACAAGAGCACACAGCUGUCUCCGCCGCAUGGCUCCAGGCUGCACGUGGAUAAGGGAAGCGCGUUCUACACCACACGCCGAAGAUGUACUCCUGCACACCAACAGUCUCCAGGUUUUGCACAGCGUCGGAGAGCGUAGAGCUAGCCCGGGGGCGUGGAGAAAGGCGUGGUCACAUCUGACCACGCCCUCGGAGGCGGAGCAGCGGCGGUGGCGCCAAAUCUCAAACAUGGCGCCGGAGCGGGUGCGGAGCCGGGCUCUCUCGGCCUUCAAGCUACGCGGCUUGCUGCUGCGAGGAGAAGCUAUUAAGUACCUCACAGAAGCUCUGCAGUCUGUCAAUGAAUUAGAGCUUGAAGAUACCCUGGAAAAGAUCAUCGAUGCAGUGGAAAAGCAGCCUUUGUCAUCAAACAUGAUUGAACGAUCUGCAGUGGAAACUGCGGUCCAGGAAUGCAGUCGGUCAGCUGAGGAAACUAUAGAGCAUAUUUUCAAUAUCAUAGGAGCUUUUGAUGUUCCACGCUUCGUGUACCAUUCAGGAAGAAAAAAAUUUCUCCCUCUGUUAAUGACCAACCACCCUGAACCAAAUUUAUUUGGAACAGCAAGAGACAAAGCAGAGCUGUACCGCGAACGAUACACCAUUUUACAUCAGAGGACCCACAGACAUGAAUUAUUUACUCCGCCAGUGGUUGGUUCUCACCCUGAUGCAAUGGGAAGCAAAUUCCAGCUUAAAACAAUAGAAAGUUUACUGGGCAGUACAACCAAGAUCGGAGAUGUGAUUGUGCUUGGAAUGAUAACCCAGUUAAAAGAGGGGAAAUUUUUUUUGGAAGAUCCUACUGGAACAGUACAACUAGAUCUUAGUAAAGCUCAGUUCCAUAGUGGUUUGUACACAGAGGCGUGCUUUGUCUUGGCAGAAGGAUGGUUUGAAGAUCAAGUGUUUCAUGUCAAUGCUUUUGGGUUUCCACCCACUGAACCCUCCAGUACUACCAGGGCAUACUAUGGAAAUAUUAAUUUUUUUGGAGGGCCUUUCAAUACAUCUGUAAAGACUUCUGCAAAACUAAAACAACUUGAAGAUGAAAAUAAAGAUGCCAUGUUUGUGUUUAUAUCUGACGUCUGGUUGGACCAAGUAGAAGUGUUGGAAAAACUUCACACAAUGUUUUCUGGUUAUUCACCAGCACCUCCAACAUGCUUUAUUCUGUGUGGUAACUUUUCAUCAGCACCAUAUGGGAAAAAUCAAGUUCAGGCUUUGAAAGAUUCCCUAAAGACUUUGGCAGACAUAAUAUGUGAACAUCCAAAUAUUCACCAAAGUAGUCGUUUUGUGUUUGUACCUGGUCCAGAGGAUCCUGGAUUUGGUUCCAUCUUACCAAGGCCACCACUUGCUGAAAGCAUCACUAAUGAAUUCAGACAAAGGGUCCCGUACUCAGUCUUUACUACUAACCCUUGCAGAAUUCAGUAUUGUACACAAGAAAUUAUUGUCUUUCGUGAAGAUUUAGUGAAUAAAAUGUGCAGAAACUGUGUCCAUUUUCCUAGUAGCAAUUUGGAUAUUCCUAAUCAUUUCGCAAAGACGGUCAUUUCACAAGGUCACCUGACUCCCCUGCCUCUCUACGUGUGCCCGGUGUACUGGGCAUAUGACUACACUUUGAGAGUGUACCCUGUGCCGGAUCUGCUCGUGAUUGCCGACAAAUACGAUCCUUUCACCGUGACCAACACCGACUGCCUCUGCAUAAACCCUGGCUCUUUUCCAAGAAGUGGAUUUUCAUUCAAGGUUUUUUACCCUUCCAACAAGACAGUAGAAGAUAGCAAACUUCAAGGCUUUUGAUUCUUCAAGGCCAUCUGAAGAAAAAAAUUGAUGUUUUCUACUUUAUUUUAUAUCUUUAUAUAACUCUGAUAUUGUUAUAAUAAAAUUAUAGUAACUUCAGUGUUAAA